Messenger RNA from Chenopodium quinoa (quinoa), 606 nucleotides. RefSeq names its product myb-like protein G. Lineage: Eukaryota; Viridiplantae; Streptophyta; Magnoliopsida; Caryophyllales; Amaranthaceae. The coding region runs from base 1 to 606 and encodes 201 amino acids. The record is from RefSeq and is a predicted model, not a curated record. The transcript has 2 exons.
AUGAUUGAGGGUACUCAGGAUGUUUUCACAAAUAGAAACACAAGAGUUAAUCUUCUUGUCUUAGCGCAAGAUUUCGAGUAUGACAAUGAGGAUACUUCGGGUUCUGAUGAUGCAGUUAAUAAGGAUGAUAAUGAUGAUAAUAAUCGUCAUGGAAAUAAUCAUAAUGGUAAUGAUGAUAAUGAAGACGAUCAGGAACCUCCUAAUGAUGAUCAAAAUGGUGACAAUAAUCCAGAUUCGGAUAAUGGUGCUGAACCUGAUAACUCAGAUUUUGAUUCUUCGGGAUCAGGGGGUAAUGGCUUGCCAAAUGGAUAUGUGCACGCAGCUGCUCCUACAGGGGAUAACAAUGAUAACAUUGAUCUUGAGUUUAUUCCAAUAAAUGGGGUUUAUGAAAAUGACCCAACAACCACGGAGUCGUACCAUAACCCGAGUUCAACAUGGUUACUUGAAGAGAAUCAGGCUAAUUUAAUUGACGAGAUUAGUGCUGCUAAUGCUACUGCAUAUCAGCGAAGGAUUGCUAUUCCUUCAGGUGACCCUAUGCGCCUUUCACUUAUCAGCAAGCGGCUUCUCAGUCUGAUGGGGGUUUAUAAGCCUGCAUAUCCGAAAUAG